AUUUGAAGAAUAAAAUGGCAUCCGCUACAAGAAUCAUACAUAACAGUAUAAAUUUCAUUCAUAGAUAUAACUUAUCAACUUGUAUACUUUCUGGAUUAUCACAAGUUCGACAUUAUGCAGCCAGAAAAAGUACCAGAGAAAAAGCAAGAAAAAAGAAAUCAUUAACAAUAAUGAAAAAACUGACAUUGGCCGACAAAAUACAAAAAUCCAAAAAAAAUAAAGUUGUUCAAGUAAUAAAACCUGAUGCCCUACGAUAUUUUGAUGAAAGCAAACCUGCACCGACAGAUGAUGUUUAUCUAGGUCGAAUUUUUAAAUGGAAUAUAUAUCCAUUUUCGGAAGCUAUUUUAAAUCAUCGUGAAUUUUUUCAUCCAACCAUGUAUGAUUAUAAAGAUCCUUAUGUACAACUUCUUAUUGAAUUUAAUAUGAAGGGUGUAAAGAAAACAAAACCUGUAGAACCUUUUAAAAAAUUACUUAAUAUUAAACACAAAUUUGAUCAUGGUGAAGAAAGAAGAAUCUUAGCGAUCUGCCCUCCAGAAGAAGAGGCAGCACUUGAAGCUGCAGGUGCUCUUCAUGCUGGUGGAACAAAUAUAGUAAAAGAUAUCAUGAGUGGAAGCAUAUCAUUAGAUAACUUUGACAUAGUUAUCGCAAAUGUAAAAUUAAUGCCGGAAAUAUUAACAAUCAGAGGCUUACUAAAAAAGAAAAUUCCAACUUUAAAAGCAGAAACGUUGGGAGGAAAUACAUUGAAGUUGUUAAACCAUCAACUUAAUUCUGUAACAUGUUCUGUCAAAACCUAUAAAGACUUUCCAGAAUAUGGUUAUUCGACUGUUUCUAUAGGAACUUUGGACAUGGAUAUUAAUCAUUUAGAAGAAAACAUGAAAAUAAUUAUAGACAAUCUGAUGCUAUCAAAACCAAAGAGAUCUGGCAGUUUUAUUACAAGAAUUCGAGUAAUAUGUCCUCCAUCAAAUGAAAAAUUUAAAAUUAAUCACAAUUUAUACAUUAAAGAAGAAAAAAUCAACACUGAAAUUGAAGAUGAAGUUGCUUUACCUUUAGAAUAAUAUAUGUCCAUAUAUUUUAUAAAAUACAGACCAGUGUAUAAUAUUUAGACACAUUACAUUACCUUCUUAAACUCGCGUGCUUAA
This is a messenger RNA of Ceratosolen solmsi marchali, 1139 nucleotides long. RefSeq names its product mitochondrial ribosomal protein L1 (gene mRpL1). The coding region runs from base 15 to 1055 and encodes 346 amino acids. The transcript is spliced from 8 exons. The record is from RefSeq and is a predicted model, not a curated record. Lineage: Eukaryota; Metazoa; Arthropoda; Insecta; Hymenoptera; Agaonidae.